Messenger RNA from Paramecium pentaurelia, 7478 nucleotides. The record is from the annotation of a GenBank genome assembly. Lineage: Eukaryota; Ciliophora; Oligohymenophorea; Peniculida; Parameciidae.
AUGUUAUAUAGGAUUAUUGAAAAGAUAUACAAACAAAUUCCUAUAAAGUAUUAGUAACGACUAAAGGAUUUAGAAUUAGAAAAUCUUCAAAAUAUGAGAGUAAUCAAUUUUAAAUAUUUAGAUUGAAAUUACAAAUGGCAUUGUUUAAAAAACCUUUAAUUAUGAAGUUUUGACAAACUAAAUUCAUUUAAUCUAAGUAUAUCUUAAUUUUAACUAGACAUCAACAGUAAUUAAGGAAACAAUUCGAAUUUUAUUCAAAUUAGAAACACUUCCAAUAUAUCCUUUAAUAUAUUUGAUUAUAUUACCAGAUAUGUUGAAAUCAGAAUUCUACAUCAUUAUAUAUACAAUACUUUGUUUGAUUCUUGAUUUAUUAAUCUCGUUUCUUUUGCUAUUUUAUGUAUUGAAAGAGAGAUGGAAAUUUGAGGAAACUAUUAAUAAAUAAGAAUGCAGAAUAUUAUCUCCAAUUGAUCAAUUAUUAUAAACUUAAAACUAAUCACCCUCAUAAAAGAUUGAAUGGUAAAAAUUAAAAGUUGGUUAAAUUGUAUGUCUAUUAAAAGGUGAAAUGAGUCCUGCAAAUAUUUUAAUAUUAGAAUCAAGUCAAUAGUAAGUGUUAGCUGAUUAUAUUAUUAAAUAUCCUUGUCCAUGUACUUUUGUUAAUUAAGCUUCUAAAACUAAAGGAAUAAUGACAAAAUUCUUAAUUAAUUUAAGUGGUUGGAUUCAAUUUUCAACUUCUCAUAAAGGUACAAUUAAGUUAAAGAAUGAUCCUAAGGCUACUUAAUUUACUGAUGAAAAUGUGAUUUAUAGAGGAUAAAUAUUAAAUUAAACAGAUUGGAUUUUUGGAAUUGCAAUCUAAGUAGGUCAUGGUUGUUUUCAAUAAAGAGAUAGAUUUUAUAAUUGGAAUCAUUAUAAUUAGAAUAGUUUCUUUAUAUUUUUAAUGACUCUCUUGAUAUUUAUUAUCCUCAUAAUACCUAAAUUAAUUUAUGUAUCCAAUUCUGAAAUUUCUACAUAUUCAAAUGCAAUUAUAAUCUGCCUUUUGUUAUUUCCAUAAAACUAUUUCCUUAUUAAUUAAGUUUGGCUUUUAAUCUAAUCAAUAUAAACAAGAUCCUUUCAAACGAAAUAAUCAAAAAUACUUUCAACUAAUAUUUAAUAACAAGGAUAAAACAAAUCAGAAUCUAUCUUAUAAGAAUAUGAAAAAAAAGUCCUUGUUUAACUCUAAAAAAUUGCAUCAGUCAAUACUUCACUUGUGAGCCUUCCUUAAAUUAAAAAAAACCCAAAUCAAGAUUUAAUUUAUUUGUUUCAUUAAUUAAGUAAUCAGACUAUAAUAGAGUUUAUUAAAACUGAUGUUGUGGUUUUUGAAAAUCCUUAGAAACUUUUAAAGAAAAAUAUAAGAGUUUGCAUGCUCUUUCAUGAUAAAUGUAAAUAUUACUUCAAUUAUGAGAAAUUGUAAGCUAUUAUUGAAAAAACAACUCCAAGAUAAAAAAUUAAUUAUGAAAAAUUAUUACUUGAUACAAACAGAUUUUCUGCUUAUGAUGAAUAAAAAACAUAAGACAUAGAUUUAUUAUUAGCAGAAAAACAAUAACCUACACUAAGAGUAAUAGAGGAAAAGAAGUCUUUUUAAAAAAUUGGAUUUUUAAAAGAUUAAUCCAAAAUUAAUUAAAUUUAAAAAGAAAUGAAAGACUCAAAAGAUUUAAAAAAAUCAGGAGGAGAACAAAAGAUGAAUCCUUAUAGUUCUUUCAGAAAAUAAAGUGCUCGGAAUCUAUUUUAAUCAAAUAUGUUAGCCUAACAAUAACAAAAAGAACAGCAUUAUUAAUAACCAGUAGUAAAUAAUGGCAGUUUCAUAGCAUAUUAAAAUUCCCCAAAAAUUUAACGAUAAAAAAGCAACUCUCAUUUAUCAUAGACUAAUGUUUUAAAUAAUUAAAAAUCUGUUACUGGAUCUCUUAAAAACAUUACUCCAACUUAAUAGGAUUAAAGUAGUGAUUAAAUUGUUGGGGAUAUAUAUAGUGAAUAAGAUUUCAUCAAUAAACUUUUAAAUAAAUCAGAUGUUGUAUCAAAUGAAAUUUUGAUUAUGCUUUUAUUAUGCAAUAAUGUAGAAAGUGUUUAUGACAAAGAAGAAAAAAAGAUAGAAAAUAUAUAUAAAAAUACAUUUGAUAAAUCUAUUUUAGACUUUGUAAAAAUUUUUGAUUAUAAAUUUAUUUCUAGUGCUAUUAUAGAUAAUUAUAAGAUUGAAUAUAAACAAGAUUAAAUCACCAAAAAGGCUAUAUCUAUUUAAGGAGUGAUUAAAGUUUUUGAUAUCAUUGCUACUCUUCAUCCUACUGAAAAUAGAUCUGAUACCCUAACCAUUUUAGUUAAAGAUCCUGAGUCUUUUGAAUUAGAAGAAGGUGUAUUAUUAUAUACCAGAAUUGUUGCUAAUGAUUCAAAUUCUAAAGAUGAAAGACUUCCUUUCAUUAAUGAUAUUAUAGAUGAUAUGUUUUGGGAUGGAUAAAAAUCAAUUAAAUAUUAUAAAAAAUAAUUAGAUUCUUUAUAAACUGAAUAAUUUUUAACUAAACUUAAUACAAUUAAUGAAACUUAUGGUAAUAGAGAAUAAGAAUUAGAUUCAUUAUACUAAUAAAUUGAAAGUGAAAGUGAAUUGUUGUUUGUUAUUGGCUUGAAAUAAUUCAUUCCUCUUAAAAAUUAAUUAGUAUCUUAAGAAAUAACUAAUAAUUAUCUAAAUCCUGAUAAAUUGUUUCAGACUCUAUAAAAAUAUAACUAUAAAUCUUGCUUUUUAAUGGAUACAUAUGAAGAUUUAAUUUCAUUUUUGAGAACAUAUCAUAUAACAGAAAGAAAGUCAAUUGAACAUUUCAUUGAACCCAAUACUAUACAAUUUAAAUUUAGAUAGUUUAUAUAAAAUAUUGUUGAAAAAUAAAAUAUUUUUGAAGUUUAUUAAUAGAAAAUUGUGGAUAAUUUUUUGAUUAUUAAUGAUCAAACUUUAGAAGCAAUAGUGAAAGAUGAUUAUUUAAAAUAUCACUUUGUUGUUCUUUUUUAUUUUUCAUAAGGAAUUGGAGCAUAUGGAUUAGAUGAAAAACAAAAGGGGAAGUUCUUAAAAUUAUUAUAAAUAACUGAAAGAUAUAUUACUUCUAUUGGACCUGGAUUAGAUAAUCAAUACUUCUUUUACAAAUCUAAUUAUUCAUUUAAUGUAGUACAAUAAGAUCCUUAAUGUACUUUAUCAAAUCCAAAUUUUUUGAUAUAAAAAGUUGAUCAAUUGUUUAAAUUGCUAUUUUAUUAUUGUCCAACAAGUUAUUUAAAUUAUGAAUCUAUUAUUUUAAUUUAAAUAUACAGAAGUUUUCUUUUUGGAUUUACUUCUUAUAUUAUAGAUUAUUAAAAUAAUUUUAAUACUUUAGAUGAAUUAAUUUUAUUUUAUUUAUUUCCAAGUAACAUUGUGACUUGUUUGUUGAAUUAUGAAACUUUUGUUAUUCAAAGAAAAUUUGAUAAUAAUAAUUUUGAAAUUUAUAGAAAAACAUUAGAAUUAAUUAAAUAAUAAAAUAUUUACAUAAAAAUAAUUAAGAUAAUAUUUGUAGCAUUAUUAGAUUCAAUUUUAGUUGAAAUAUGCUUUAAUAUAUUUGACAUAACUUAAACAUAAGAAUUAUAACAUUAUUCACUUUUUAUUUACUUGAUAAUAGAAUUGGUUGAAAAAUAGAAAUAUCUAAUUUCAUUUUUUAAUUCUUUUUAUGAGAAUGUUAAAAUGUUAAAAUUGAUUUUUUCAUUUAUCAUUUUGAUAUUUCUUUUAAUAUUGGUAUAUGCAUUAAUAACAAAUGAUAUUUUAUAUCAAUUUUCAUAUUUGAAUUUUACAUAUUGGAUAUUUGGAUUGAUUUUCUCAGUAGUAAUUUCAUUUGUAUUUUAAGAAGUAUUAAUAUUGACUGAUUUUAAUCUGUCUAGCCCUUAAGAUAUAAGUUUUCAUUCUGAAUAUUAAGUGGAAAUAGAGAAGAUAAAUUCAGUUUUAAAAUAUUUGAAUGUUAAUAUAAAUCAUAAAAAUUAACCUAAGAAAUUUAUAGAGAAAUUAUUUUAAGGGAAAGAUUUUAUGGAUGAAUUGCUUGUUAAAAAGAUUAAAGGAGAUUAAUAAAUGACUGAUUAGAUGGAGAAAGAUUUAAAAUUUACAGACAAAAGAACUGAGAAAGAUUUUUAAAAUUCAUUAAAGCCAUAAAAAUAUUAUAUCUAUUUAAUUUAUGAGAUAGCCAUAUUUGGAAUAAGAGUUUAUUAAUAAAUAAAUAAUCUUAAUAUUUCAUAUUUAGUCAUAUCUAUCAUUUAAUUUGUAUCAAUGACUUUGAUACCAUUAAUAAAAGUGUCAAAAUAUUAACCAAUCUUUCUAUUGUGUUUGAGAUUUAUAUUCUUUGUCAUUUUACAUAGUUUAAUGGAUACAAAAUUAAUAGAAACUUAGAUGUUUAUAAUAGGUUUUUCUAUAAGUCAUCAUCCAUUAUUAGGUAUUUAUGGUUAUUAUUGUGUUUGUAUAAUUUCAAUAUUAUUGGAUGUAGUGAUGGUAGGAGUAUUUAAUAAUGGGAAUCCUUUUUAUAUUUUGAAUCAUGGUUUAAUAAUUAUAGAAAUGUGUAUACCUUUAGUAUUUUAAAUAUAUAAAACUGAAUUUCUAUAGAGAUACUAAUAUAUCUUAUAAAACAAACUUUUAGAUGAAUAUAAGAAAUUGAAUGAUGCUUUAGGAUUGUUAAUGCCAAGAUUUAUUAAGGAAAGGAUGUCAAAAGGAUAAAUAUAGAUUUCAGAAGAUUAAGGAGAUGUUGCAAUAUUAUUUUGUGAUAUUUAUGAUUUUGAUGAUAUUAUUAAGAAUGAAUAAAUAAGAGUUGUAGAUUUUUUGGAUAAUUUAUAUCGUUAAUUUGAUUAGUUUUGUUAAGCAAAUGAAUUAUAAAAGAUAGAAACAGUUGGUAAAACAUAUAUGGCAGCAGGUGGAUUAAAAGAUUAUAAUAUAUCUGAUAAUCUUAAUCCAACAGAGAGAAUUUUGGAUACUGCUAUGUAAAUGUUGGAAAGUGUAAAAACUAUGAAAUAUGGUGAUAAUAAAGCAGUCAUAUUGAAAAUAGGAAUUCAUUAUGGAAGAGUCAUAGCUGGUGUGAUUGGUGCACAUAAACCUCAAUUUUCACUUAUAGGUGAUACUGUUAAUACUACUAGUAGAGUAUGUUCUACAUCAGAACCAGGUAUCAUUACUCUCAGUUAGCAAGCCUAUGAAAAAGUAAAUAAUUAAAAAAAUCAAUUUAAAUUGAGAGAAGUUGAAGCCAAAGGUAAAGGUACUAUAAAUACCUAUUAACUUAUUAAAACAAGUAAAAAAAAGUAAUAAACAACUAUCAAAAUGGCAGAUGAUGUUGCCAAAUCACCAAAUUGUCAUACUCCAAAUCAAAUUUUUAAAAAAAUUUAAGAAAAUCUUUACACUAAAAAAAAAACCAUUUUAAAAAAAGUUUCUUUUAGUGAAGAAAGACAAGAUUUUGGAAAUCCCUUAACAAUUCAAAAUACAAUUGCUAAUGGGAAAUUAACUACUAAUUUAGCUCCUUUAGCUGUUUAACCUCUUAUUAGAGCUAGUUCAAGAUCUAUAUUCAAUUCAUCUUAUUAAAUGGGAAUUAAUCUAAAUAAUGAAUAAGAAUAAGAAAUUAAUAAUAUAAAUGCUAUGAAUAAUAAUAACAUUCUAAAUAAUACUAUUAAUAAUACUUUAAAAGAUGAUAGAGACAAAAAUAAAGUAGAAUAAACAAAUAUUAAUAAUAUUUAAGGAGAUGGAUUAAAAUCUAGUAUUCCUUUAGGAGGUUAUGGUACAUAAGGUGCAUAUAGUAAAAGAGUUUCUAAUCUUGCUAUGGAAUUAAAUCCUAUGAAAUCAAGAAGAUCUAUUUAUAAGAGAGCAGGUACUAAAACAAAUAUUGGUGAAGAUCCAAUAUUGAAUAUGCCUAUUGGUGGAGGAUAAAAAAUGGCAGAAAGUGUUAGAGUUGAAUUAUAAAAUAUUAAAAGGAAAAGAACAAGAGUUAUAGCAGAGAAUAAAUUAGAUUUUAUUGAAAAACAUGAUUCUUAAUCUGCUAACAAAUCACCAAAAGAAUAAAGAAAUGUAUAAAAUAUGGAUGAAUUAGAAAUUAGAAAAUUGAUUAAUAUAGAAUAAAGUUGUUAUUAAAAUUAAUAUGAUCUAAAAAAGAUGGAAGAAAAAGUAGAAAUUGAAAAAUAUGGUAUUUAAGAAUCUGAUUAUUAAAGUGAGAAUCAUCAUCUUUAUUUUACUAUAUAUGAAUAAUAUAGAGAUUAUAAUAGAAAAUAGAUUUAAAUGUUUAUAAUAUUUCUAGUAAUAAUGUUAAUAAUAAAGAAUCUAUUAUAUUAUUUAUUAAAGAAUAUAAAUAUUGAUUUGUAGAUACUUUUUAUAUGUUAAUCAAUUAUUUGUUUAUUAUUGGCAAUAGCAAUAUAUAAUAUAACUAAAAAUAUCAUAUUGAAAUGGUUAAUUGGAUUAUAUUUUUUAAUAUUUUCAAUUAUUGAUAUCUUAAUAAUUAAUGUACAUAUUAGUGAUAUGGAAUUAAUAUUUUAGGUAAGUCAAAUUACAUCAGUAUAUUUAAAUUUAUUCUAUUUGUAAAUAUAUAAUUAAUAAGACAGGAUAAAAUUAUCUAUUUUAUAUAUCUUAUUAAUUUUAAUAAACUUAAUAUAUAAUGAAUAUAUAUUGGAAAUCAUAUUCUUUUCAAUAAGUGUAUUUUUAUAAAGUAUUAUGAUAUAACAUAAAGAAUUAAAGAUAUUAGUUGAAAAUUAUUAAUGUUACUCUUAAUUUGAAUCUAAGAAUGCUAAGUAAACAUAGAUUUUAUAAUAUUUAUUACCUUAACAUAUAAUAGGAAGGUUCUUUUCAACAGAUGCAAAUACUUCAGAUAAUUUUAUAGAUGUAUUUGAAAAUUGUACAAUUCUCUUUGCUGAUAUUGCAGGUUUUACAAAAUAUUCAGGUUCAGUAGAACCAGAAUAAGUAGUUAAUAUGUUAAGAAUCUUGUUUUAAUAAUUUGAUGAAGAAUGUCAGAGAUUUCAAGUAUAUAAAUUAUAUACAAUUGGUGAUUGUUAUGUAUGUAUGGGUAUAAUUGAUGCUAAUAAUAGAGAUCCAGUUGGUGAGGUAAGUAUAUUAACUAUGAUAGGCAAUUAAUGUAGUAUUAUUUGGAUUGAAGAUGAUUUAAAUAAUACAGUAGAUUAAUAAGGAUCCAUAAUAUUAACAUUUAAAUAUGAGAAUAGGAGCACAUACAGGUAGAGUUAUUGGUGGAGUUGUUGGAACUGAUGUAGUUCGAUAUGAUAUUUAUGGAGAGGAUGUUACGACUGCCAAUAAGAUGGAAUCAAAGGGAUAAGAAGGAAAAAUUAUGGUAAGUUAGGCUACCAAAGAUUUAAUAGAAAGUGAUGAUGAAUGUGUUGGAAUCUUUGAUUUUGAAUUCGCUUAGGAUGUAUUCUUACCUUAAAAGAAUACAACAAUAUCAUCUUAUUUUGUGCAUUUUGAUUAAAAUAGUGAUGAACAAUGA